AUGGACGGAUGCACCGACAGAUGGAUGGGAAGCUGGUGUCAUAUAACUCUUUUCUGGAUAAAGUCGGUACUUGGGUGGGAAGAAGUCUAUGUGGCAAACAGUCUAUGUUGGAAGAAGUCAAGGUUGCAGCCUUGCUUGGCCCGAGAAUGUCAGCUCGUGUCCACAAGGUGGCGCCAGCGGCGCCUGCGCGGGUUCCGCUGCUGGAGACGCAGCGCCCGGCCGCAGGCCCCGCCCCUGGCGCGUUUCCGCCGACGGCUGGCUGUUGGGGCGCUUUUCCUGGAGCGGAGGCCGCGGUCUAGUCACCCCACGCCCUCUCCUCUGUGGUCGCCGCAGCCGGUCCGGGCGCCGGAGCUCGGCCGCCCUGCGCCCCCUUGGAGACAGGAAAACCUUCUGGAUGGCGGCCAGCGCCCCUGUGGCUCCUGCAACCCUCAGCCUGGCCCUCCCUCCUUGGUUCCUGCAAAGUCCAGCAUCGGCCAGCGCCCCCUUGGCUCCUGCAGACUGACCCUGAUGGGGCCGAGCUCCCCGCUGCGCCUGCGGUGUGCAGGGGCCCAUGUCAGGGGCCGAGGCCCCCCUGUGGGCUCAGCACCUGGCCAGUCUCGGAUGUUUAGCAGCUGUGGAGAGAAGAGGAAGAGAGACUCAUCUUCACAGCUGAGGCGCCGCGGCAGCUGUCGAGUCAGGAACCCUGGACCCUGCUGUCCUAAAGGGAUGCCGCCUUGGAUGUGGAGACUGCGGAGGAGGCCGUGCAGGGCUGGGAGGGAGCACUGGCCCCCCCAGGGUGGCGACCUGAGUCUCAGCUUCCCAAAGGCCUCAGCUGGGUGAGUGAACGCUAGGAACUAUGUCAGCCUGCCUGGGCCAGCAAUACCGUGCUGCGGACUUCAGUUAACUUUCUCCUUGUGUUCUUUGGGCUGAUGUUGCCGCACCAGGCAUUACCAGCCUUUUUACCCUGUGGCAGCAGCCUUGUGGGUGGGUUGGGCUGGGGCUCUGGAAACUUGGAGAGCUGUUGGCUGGCUCUGCCCGCCACAGCAGGGCCACGGAGCUCCAUGGACCCAGUCACCGAGGCCUCCAGGCCCCUCUGCCUACUCCUGGAGUUUUCUGUACUGUGUAUCACUGUCCUCCCAGCCACCCAAUAAAUCUUGAACAUUCCC
Messenger RNA from Condylura cristata (star-nosed mole), 1145 nucleotides. RefSeq lists its product as uncharacterized. Bases 1 to 819 code for a protein of 272 amino acids. The transcript is spliced from 5 exons. The record is from RefSeq and is a predicted model, not a curated record. Lineage: Eukaryota; Metazoa; Chordata; Mammalia; Eulipotyphla; Talpidae.